Messenger RNA from Drosophila takahashii, 621 nucleotides. NCBI's taxonomy places the organism in Eukaryota, Metazoa, Arthropoda, Insecta, Diptera, Drosophilidae. The record is from RefSeq and is a predicted model, not a curated record.
AUGGAAAGAGAGUCACAAAGUGCUGAAAAUCAAGAACUUAGGGGAUCCAUUGAAUCGCUCAAAAGGUCCGUCACCUUGCUUGCUGAAACAGUGGCCUCUCAAAAGGAGCUAAUCAAGGAAUUAUUUAACCGUCAGGAGAACGGUUCCUCACAAAUUGUCACCAAUUUUCCAUUAAAAACAGAGGAUGAUCUGUUUGUCAUAGACAGUAAUAUGAAGCCGGACAUUCAAGUAUUAUAUGUUAAUGAGAUGAAGAACAUCUUUAGUCAAUCGCCUCUUUCGAAAUCGUUGAAAAAAGUUCUGGCUGCAGAACUUGUCGUGGCCUUCAAUGUGGAUGGGACGCAAAACAAAAAAUGCCUGCGAACAUACACCAAUUUUUUCUCCGCCCUUCUAGAGGCUGUUCGUUUGACCGAUAGGUCUCAGCCUGCGGAGAAGUCGCUCAGAAAAGCCAUGCAAUGUAUUAAAAACAACGCAUGCAAAAGAAGAAUAAGAUUCCAGAAGAGUCGUCAUAAUGAUAUAACGCAGGAUUGACAGGAACAAGAGUGAUAUUUAAAAAGUAAUGUAGUUAAAAUAAGGAAUUUAGGAACUCUUUGACAUGAUAUAAAAGUUCAAACAACGGAAAAA